UCAGGCUUUGUCGAGCAUUUCUGCAGUACAAAUCUUGCCAUAAAUGGAAAUUUGAAUACUACGCGGCGUUAUCGACAUCGGAAACAGCAAAAUGCGUGCAGUUACCUGCGAAUUCAUAAUCGGGUGAACGAGUGGCUCUACGAUUUUGCGUACACAAUUUUACGCAUCCGGUCCGUUCAGAUUACUAACCGCUUGUCAGAAAAAUCAUCAGUUCCGCCUUACACACAGUGUCGCGCGGCAGUUAACGAUGCGUUGUCCGUGGCGCGUGGAUAUUACGGCGGUGGUGACCUUUGUUGGCCUCUUGAGCUGCAUGCCGGGAACCCACCUAUUCGGCACCCAAUUCGGCCGCUUCCGCCAAUUCGACGGCCACGCCUGUCCGGUCACGGAAUGCGAGCGGCAACCGCCCUGCGUUCCGGAUGACCAACCGAACCCGCAGCAGGCGAACGGAUGCCCGCCGGUGUGCCCUACCUGCUCCCUGCAGCAAUCCGACCAGACAACGUCCGCGCCGGCCGAGGAGCGUCGACCGCCAGCGGGGUGCCCCGCGUACGUCUGUGUGGGCGGGUGCACCGGGGAAGUCGGGCCUAUCCUUCCGGGAUGCCAACCCCCGUUGUGCCCGUUCUGCCGCGACGUUCCCCAUCCCCCCCGGCAGGGGUCGUGGCGGUGGCCGCAGGCUAAUCCCGAUGUCGACCCCUUUCAUACGCAAACGCUCGCCCCGCACACCGUCCGCCCAUACCCGGACAACCGGCCUAAAGACAAUUUCACCCCUCCGCCACCGCCGACACCGGGUCCCAACCAGCGGACACGUCCGCCACUGCCACCCAACAACCUCCCCGCCCCGGAUCCGUCACCGGAUACCGUCCGCACACGCCCUUCGUCGUUCCUAUGGAGCGGGUCUCCCACCGGCUUCCGUUCGUUUGGAACUAAUACCGUCCAGCACGGCCAGGAUGGGUUCAGUUCGUUUGGAACCAGUACCGCCCAGCGCGGCCAGGAUGGGUGGCAGUCGCCGGGUGGCACAUCCUUCAACCGGCACUCGGAUUUCCGGACCGGGCAGGACUCGUUCCAGUCGCCAACCAGUUUCAGCGGCAGCCAGACAUUUGGGCACAAUUUUGGUGGUGGUUUCGGCUUCGGCCGGGGGUGAUCUUUUAGUGGCAAGAAAGAAGUAAAACGCAGUCGGUGGUUACGGAAACGGGGAAAGUAUCCCGUAUCUUGAAUUUCAUGUGCGCUCAGAUUUGGCGUCUUAGCUGCUCCGGCAGCUGCCGGUAUGAACCGGCUACCAUUUUGUGUGUUCUUCAUACGUUUCUUGUCCUCACAUUACCGUUGAACUGGAAAAGUGGUAAGAGGUCCACGGGUCAGAAAUCUAAUACUAAAAUUAACAAGCUUAUUAAUAACAAAAUUGUUGCUGUUACGUGCACGCCUGUGUGUGUCGGUGUUACUGUGUUGCUCGCUGUCGUUCCCGUUUCUGGUGAUUUAGAGAAAAUUUUGAAAUGUAUUUCUUGUAAACUGGAUA
Messenger RNA from Paramacrobiotus metropolitanus, 1507 nucleotides. RefSeq lists its product as uncharacterized. The transcript is spliced from 5 exons. The record is from RefSeq and is a predicted model, not a curated record. NCBI's taxonomy places the organism in Eukaryota, Metazoa, Tardigrada, Eutardigrada, Parachela, Macrobiotidae. Bases 248 to 1138 code for a protein of 296 amino acids.